This is a messenger RNA of Sodiomyces alkalinus F11, 1077 nucleotides long. RefSeq lists its product as hypothetical. The transcript has 9 exons. The coding region runs from base 1 to 1077 and encodes 358 amino acids. The record is from RefSeq and is a predicted model, not a curated record. Lineage: Eukaryota; Fungi; Ascomycota; Sordariomycetes; Glomerellales; Plectosphaerellaceae.
AUGGAUCACGGGCUGUACAACGACAAGUUUCUCUAUCUGAGCUCCGAUGCCCCUGCGAUUGCAGACAUUCGAAGUACUGGGUACUCCUCACAAGGUACCUUGGUAAUUUAUUUUAUGCAACCGCAACAGUUGUGGUCCAAAAAGCCCACCGAGGUGUUUCUCCGACCCAUGGAUUUUGACAUGGUAAAAAAGUUCCUUGUACCCGUCCUGACCAAGCCGAAGAGUCACCCCCCGAAGACCGAGGAUCGCUUUUCGAGUACGGUACGAAUUGCAAGAAACCGCCGCCGACGACUAUCCACGAUCGAGUGCAACCAGACCCCGCGUCAAUGGGCUCUUCGCUUUGCCCACCUGUUCGUCCUCCCCUCCCGCGUCACGUCUCUUAGACCCCGCCGGGUAGCCGCAUACCUUACUCUCCUCUCGUCGCCCCCUCGGCCUCUCAAUAGGCCCUGUCGCCCUUGCCUACUGCGCCAGGCCCUUUUAUGUAUGCGAGGCCGUGACCUGCGCAGCCGCAGCCGCCUCGUCCCUCGCACCCCUCCCUUCCCCGUACAUCGUACACUAGGGCUCUCAACACCAGUCCGACGCUACAGCCACGGCCACGGCCACAUCUACAAAAAGAAAAGACAAAACCCCCAUCUCUGUGCUGGGGCUCUAUCCGCCCCUCCAUCUCCAGCCGCCGCCGUUCCUGGGGGGUGCCCGCCACGCAAGACACGACUGCCGUCGCCGCGAACGAACGAGAGCCCCUGCGCUGAGACCUCGUCGUACAAGAAACGCCUCUUACCUCGCCAGAACGUCUCCCAUUGGAGACCCCUAUCCUGCUGGGAAAUACGAGCUCCGUUCCUGAUCCUCGCUCGCGUUAGCGUUAGAACAAAUCUUCGGUCGCUCACGCCCCGCCGCCCGUUCCCAAGUCUCAAGACCAGCCACCGGUUGGGCGGCCGGUCUUCGUUUUCGCAUUUUGGUGCCUCACUGCAGGAGGAUCGGCCCAUACCAUACCUGUCCCACUUGCCUCGCUUCGCCGACGCCGCCAGCAAGACCUCUGGAGCCAGUGUCGCCUUGAGAGACAACAUCACCCUGGCUUGA